CUGGAAUAGAGGCUUUGAAAAGCGGUUAUUGCAUCAGAGAGGUUAAGUUUGAAGUGCUUGUGACAAAACUAAAUCUGUAGAACCUCAGAACUGCCACAAAGAUUUUAAAAAUGUUUCCAGCCAAGCAGCCAAAGAUCCAUCUGGGAACAGAGAUAUUUAAAUGAAACUGGCGGCAUGAACAGAGGUGGAGGAGAUAAGCUGAAACAAUGGUGGCAUUCACAUGGCAGUGACGUGCAAACCAAACAGUCAAAUGAGCCGUCGCUCAUGUGUCGCAGCAGACGAGCAUGCUGCUGCUCCUCUGCUCUGUCGGCUCCGCACACACGGCCGAGGAUGGCGAAGAAAGCGAGCGUUGACCUCCAGAUGCCGGCGGCGGAAGGAGGCCUGAAGGAGCUGGUGCUGAGGUGGUUCACCGAGACUCAGGCGCCGCUCAUCCUGCAGAACGGCAACUUCCCCGACUGGUUCCAGGGCCUGGCUGCCAGAAAGGAAGCAGAAGAUGCGCUGAGAGAUAAAGCUCUGGGCCGUUUUCUCAUCCGCCUCAGCGAUAAAGCCAUCGGCUACAUCCUGUCCUACAAAGGCCAGGACCGCUGUCGCCAUUUUGUCAUUUCCCAGAAUGCGGACGGCCAGUUUGUCAUAGCUGGAGACUGUCAGCUGUUUGGGAGUCUGAGCGAGCUGAUCGAGCAUUACAAGGUCAGCCCCAUCCAGCCGUUUGGGGAGUUCCUCACCUCCAGCUCCUGUGAGGACGAUGCGGACGAUCUGUAUGACGUGGUCAACGCCCACAAGACCUCAGCCGUCAGCGUCCAAGCCCUGCGGUCCAUGUGGGACCAGGUGGAGCCCGGGAAGAAAAAAGGGAUUCAGCAGCACCAGAAUGGACCUCCUGCGGCGCCGGUGCCUUCACUGCCUCCUAAGUCCAGAAACAGGAAGCUGAAGGGAACCGUGUCCGUGGACGCCACGUCUCUCUCCCAGACUCUUCCUCCGGUGCCGAAAAGAGGAAUGCCGUUGAGUUUUUCCCUGAGUGGAUCUCUUCCAGACACGACGUCCCAUCCCAGCGAAGCCCAGGCCGACCCGAGCAGAGCGCAGAAGCCCGGAGGAAGGACAAACCCAGCGGUGGCCUCCCACAGAGACCCCACAGACAACCCAGCUCAUCUUCACGCAGAAAGCGUCUCGUAUGCUGAGCUGAGUCAGGUGGAGGGCAGGAGCCAAUCGCUGCCGUAUCUGGGCAGCAAGAACGAGGAAGAGGAGGAUGAGGAGGAGAAGUGCUCCGAGCGGUUUAACGGCCUCUCCGUCUCAGCACCAAAGAAGGUCACCUGCCACACAUACUCCCUCCACGCUCCUCCUCACGGUUCGGCCCACAGAAGCUCCGGGUCAGAACCAGAGAACCCGCCUCAGCUGACAUCCAACCCUCUGUACCAGUCCUCCGACGCCGCUGCAGGAGGUCCAGCCCAGCAGGGGGAGAACAUGUACGCUGAGGUUCCUCAGGCGCCGCAGAGGACCGCCGACGACACGUAUGAGCAGAUCCCCGGAGACGGCGCCGUCCAGGGCAACACGUACGAGUCGGUGGAAGACCUGAAGAACAAGAAGCCCAGAAGCACCUGGGGGAAAAAUAACAAAAAAUGGAAAAUGUUCCGACCGGAUUACAGGAAGAAGUAAACGGGAAGAAGCUUUUUUCUCCAAGACAUUUCUAUUCGUCACAAAGGAAAACGGCUCUUCAGAUGAUCAUCUGCAUCUUAGAAGUAUGAUCAUCUGCAUCUUAGAAGUAAAGAGAAUCAAGGCUGUGAAAUUCAAUUACUUUUGUUUCUAUGGCGCCAGUUCACAUCCCGUCAUCUCAAUUCUCAAGGCACUUUACAAAGUCGAUUCAAUCAAAUUAUUCAGACUGUUUAAACGUUUCCUCUCUAAGGAAACCAGCAGGUUUCAUCCAGUCACUGACCUGCAGCAUUAAAUCCUCCUUGAUGAACCUGGAGCCACAGAGGACAGUUGCUGGCAUUGCUUCGCAGCAAUGCCUCAUCCUGAACACAUGCAUGCAGAGACAGUUGUUGCUGUUGCUGGAUGCAAAGAAAUGACUCUUGAG
Fundulus heteroclitus (mummichog) is the source of this 2065-nucleotide messenger RNA. RefSeq names its product SH2 domain-containing protein 7 (gene sh2d7). Lineage: Eukaryota; Metazoa; Chordata; Actinopteri; Cyprinodontiformes; Fundulidae. The transcript is spliced from 6 exons. Gene Ontology annotation, cellular component: cytoplasm. The record is from RefSeq and is a predicted model, not a curated record. The coding region runs from base 175 to 1647 and encodes 490 amino acids.